Molecule: messenger RNA, 3232 nt
Organism: Macaca mulatta (Rhesus monkey)
Lineage: Eukaryota; Metazoa; Chordata; Mammalia; Primates; Cercopithecidae
Source: RefSeq, a predicted model, not a curated record
CCCAUUCGAUGCGCGCAGCCGCCGCCCCCACAGCGCUGGCGAGCGCGGCCCCAGUCCCCCAGGUCCUGAGCGUCCGGGGCCGCGCUCAGCUUCUGAGGACCCUGUGCUGCUCAGGCCCGGCGGACCUUGGGGCUCCCGGGCGGCGCUCACCUGGCUCGCCGCAACCGCACCUGCACAGCUGCACACCUGCCUCAAUGCGAUGGGGUCAGGCUUCCAGGAGCCCCUGGGGGACACUGGCUACUGCUGGGCUGUUCUCAACGCCCAACCCUUUCCUCAGCACCCCCUGGUCAAGCUGUGGCACCUCCUGCCCCCGGACACAGGCCAGCACCUGGCCGAGUGCGGAGGACACUCCAGCAGGCUCUUCGCCUAUGGCCACCCCGAGGGCACCAUCGUGGGGUGGCCCACACUCGUCACCCUCGUCACCGUCCCCUGUGGUGACGGGGCCCCCCUCGUCACCGUCCCCUGGGGAGAGGACGGAGCCCCGAGGCUGAGCUGUGUGUUGCCUUGCAGGUUGUGCAGCCUGACUCUGAAGAAGCUGGUGGUCUUCAAGGAGCUGGAGAAGGAGCUGAUCUCCGUGGUGAUUGCCGUCAAGAUGCAGGGCUCCAAACGGAUCCUGCGGUCCCAUGAAAUUGUGCUGCCCCCCAGUGGACAAGUGGAGACAGACCUGGCCCUGACCUUCUCCCUGCAGUAUCCUCACUUCUUGAAGAGGGAAGGCAACAAGCUUCAGAUCAUGCUGCAGCGCAGAAAGCGCUACAAGAACAGAACCAUCCUGGGCUACAAGACGCUGGCCGUGGGCUCCAUCAGCAUGGCUGAGGUGAUGCAGCACCCGUCUGAAGGCGGCCAGGUGCUGAGCCUCUGCAGCAGCAUCAAGGAGGCCCCCGUCAAGGCAGCCGAGAUCUGGAUCGCCUCCCUGUCCAGCCAGCCCAUUGACCACGAGGACAGCGCCAUGCAGGCCGGCCCCAAGGCCAAGUCCACGGAUAACUACUCUGAGGAGGAGUAUGAGAGCUUCUCCUCCGAGCAGGAGGCUAGUGACGACGCUGUGCAGGGGCAGGACUUGGACGAGGACGACUUCGACGUCGGGAAGCCGAAGAAGCAGCGGAGAUCGAUUGUAAGAACGACGUCCAUGACCAGGCAACAAAAUUUCAAGCAGAAAGUGGUGGCGCUGCUGCGGAGGUUCAAAGUGUCCGAUGAGGUCCUGGACUCGGAGCAGGACCCUGCGGAGCACAUCCCCGAGGCGGAGGAGGACCUGGACCUCCUAUAUGACACGCUGGACAUGGAGCACCCCAGCGACAGCGGCCCCGACAUGGAAGACGACGACAGCGUCCUUAGCACCCCCAAGCCAAAGCUGCGGCCGUACUUUGAAGGCUUGUCACACUCGAGCUCGCAAACGGAGAUCGGGAGCAUCCACAGCGUCCGCAGCCACAGGGAGCCCCCCAGCCCGGCUGACGCGCCCGAGAAGACGCGGUCCCUGGGAGGCAGGCAGCCGAGCGACAGUGUCUCUGACACGGUGGCCCUCGGUGUGCCGGGCCCGAGGGAGCAGCCUGGACAGCCUGAGGACAGCCCCGAGGCUGAGGCCUCCACCCUGGACGUGUUCACAGAGAGGCUGCCGCCCAGCGGGCGGAUCACCAAGACAGAGUCCCUUGUCAUCCCUCCACCAGCCACUUAGCCUGUCCUGGUCUCCAAUAGGUCCGAGGGGAAGCAGGCUGGCCGACGGGGCCGGAGCACGUCCCUGAAAGAGCGGCAGGCAGCGAGGCCCCAGAAUGAGCGGGCCAACAGUCUGGACAACGAGCGCUGCCCGGAUGCCCGGAGCCAGCUACAGGUGCAGAUCCCCAGGAAGACUGUGUAUGACCAGCUUAACCACAUCCUCAUCUCCGACGACCAGCUUCCCGAAAACAUCAUCCUCGUCAACACCUCGGACUGGCAGGGGCAGUUCCUCUCCGACGUCCUGCAGAGGCACACGCUCCCCGUGGUGUGCACAUGCUCUCCCGCAGACGUCCAGGCAGCCUUCAGCACCAUCGUCUCACGGAUACAGAGAUACUGCAACUGCAAUUCCCAGCCCCCGACCCCCGUGAAGAUCGCCGUGGCGGGAGCGCAGCAUUACCUCAGCGCCAUCCUGCGGCUCUUCGUGGAGCAGCUAUCCCACAAGACGCCCGACUGGCUCGGCUACAUGCGCUUCCUGGUCAUCCCGCUGGGCUCCCACCCCGUGGCCAGGUACCUAGGCUCUGUGGACUACCGCUACAACAACUUCUUCCAGGACCUGGCCUGGAGAGACCUGUUCAACAAGCUGGAGGCCCAGAGUGCGGUACAGGACACGCCGGACAUUGUGUCGCGCAUCACCCAGUACAUCGCAGCCAACUGUGCCCACCAGCUCCCCAUCGCAGAGGCCAUGCUGACCUACAAGCAGAAGAGGAAAAAGCAUUUUCAUUUUGACUUUACCUUAAGCCCUGACGAAGAGUCCUCCCAAAAGUUCAUUCCCUUUGUCGGGACGGUUCGGGUUGGAAUUGUGGAGCCAUCCUCCGCCACAUCAGGCGACUCGGACGAUGCAGCCCCCUCAGGCUCUGGCGCGCUCUCCUCCACCCCGCCGUCCACAUCUCCUGCGGCCAAGGAGGCCUCACCCACCCCGCCCUCCUCCCCGUCGGUGAGCGGAGGCCUGUCCUCCCCCAGCCAGGGUGUCGGCGCCGAGCUGAUGGGGCUGCAGGUGGACUACUGGACCGCAGCACAGCCCGCGGACAGGAAGAGGGACGCGAGAAGAAGGACCUGCCCUGUCACCAAAAAACACGCUCAAGUGCACUUUCCGGGUCCCUCCAGGGCAGGCAGGCUGCCCAGCCGCGGCGAGGCUGCGGCCCACGCCCCAUGGUCCAUGACCGUGGUCACCAAGGAGAAGAACAAGAAGGUGAUGUUUCUGCCCAAGAAAGCGAAGGACAAAGAUGUGGAGUCCAAGAGCCAGUGCAUCGAGGGCAUCAGCCGGCUCAUCUGCACUGCCAGGCAGCAGCAGAACAUGCUGCGGGUCCUCAUCGACGGGGUGGAGUGCAGCGACGUCAAGUUCUUCCAGCUGGCCGCGCAGUGGUCCUCGCACGUGAAGCACUUCCCCAUCUGCAUCUUCGGACACUCCAAGGCCACCUUCUAGCCCCACCCACCGAGAGGCCCACCUCCCGCCCCACGCUAGGAGGGGCCCAGCUGCAUUUCUGUUAACAUUUCAGUUUACUACAGAGACAGACCCUUAAAACACAAA